This is a messenger RNA of Aplysia californica (California sea hare), 3256 nucleotides long. RefSeq names its product leucine-rich repeat-containing protein 45. Gene Ontology annotation, cellular component: centrosome. Bases 422 to 2446 code for a protein of 674 amino acids. NCBI's taxonomy places the organism in Eukaryota, Metazoa, Mollusca, Gastropoda, Aplysiida, Aplysiidae. Gene Ontology annotation, molecular function: protein binding. The record is from RefSeq and is a predicted model, not a curated record. The transcript is spliced from 18 exons.
UACCGAGACACACCAACUCCUAAUUUUUACGUUGCUUUGUUUACGGCUUCGAACGAAUGCCACCUACCCUGGACGGUGAUGCCUGGUGCUCUGGAAUCGUAUAUCAUUCCCUCUUGCUUACAAGUGUUUAUUGCCAUUCAAUUGCUUUGUCAACAUGCCAGGGUCUGCUUAGGACUGCUUGAUAUAUUGAACAGUGACCACCAAAUGAGUAUGUAGGCGUUUGCUGGAAAGAAGAGCAAGUGUCUUCCUGAACAAGUUCGGACCCGCUGCAAACUUACACUUUAAAUCAACACUGCGACUGGAUCGGAAAAGUAAAGUAGAAUCUAGACUCUAGAUCUAGAUCUAAAUCAACAUUGCUGAAAGGGAGUUACAAACACCUGUCCAGUAGAAAUAUAAUAGACCACGGUUUACAACCUACAAAAUGAUGGAGGAUUUCCGGCACGUAUACAUCCGCUUAUGUAAAGAUCAUCACAUCGAUCCCCAAGAUUGUAUUCUGGAAAAGCUGAAAAGCUUUGAGCUCCAUGGAUCUAAAAGUAAAGCAGUUCUGGAUCUGUCAACCAAUAGCCUGACGCCAAAGACAUGUGCUGUCUUAGGAAAGGUUCUUGCCACAGACAGGACAUUUGUAGAGAUCAAGUUUUCAGACUGCAUGCUCACUGAAGAAGCAAUUCAAGGUCUUGCUCAGGGCCUUGCUUACAACUCCUUUUGCAGAAAACUGGAUCUGAAGGGAAACAAUAUACGAGGUGCUGGCACCGAAGCUUUGGGGAAAAUGCUCAGGCACAACAAAAGUUUAGUGAGUUUAUGCUUGGAGUGGAAUGGAAUGGGUAUGCUGGACAGCUCUUUCUCUGUGUUCUGUGAUGGUGUGGGUUCAAGCACAUCUCUGAGAGCUUUAGAUCUCCGCAACAAUCAAAUAAGUCAUGACAGCGUCGCAGAACUGGCAACCUCAUUGAAAAGGAAUGUCCACCUCAGGGCUCUAGAUCUUAGAUGGAAUAACUGUGGUCUUCUGGGAGGAAGAGCUCUCCUUGAGAUGCUGCAAGCCAAUAAGACUCUCUCACGACUGGAGCUGGCUGGAAACAAUGUUCCUUCGGACAUCACAAAAUCAAUUGAUGCUGCAGUUUCUGGCAAUGCUGAUCGACAAGCCAUUGUAGAUGAAAAUCUCAAAAGGACUCAGACAAUGGCAAAACACAUCCGUGAUCUGGAAUUUGAUAAGAAACUUCAGAUCAAUGACUUAAUGUCUGCAAUUGAUCAGAAAGAUGAAAUCUUGAGGAAAUCUCACAGAGUCUCCACCCAACAGAUUGGGAACUUGCAAGUGGCUCUUGAUGAGAGGAAAGGUGCAUUCAACUCUAUGGCAGCAAAAUUAUCUAUGGCUGAGACGGAACUGGCGUUAUCAGAGCAGAAAGUCAAUGAGUUCAGUUCAACUGUCAAUCGAUUCAAGGCGGAAAUGCAAGAAAUGGCUGUGAAUCAUUCAAAUGAAUUUCGUCGAGAGAAAGAGGAUAGAGCAAAUGAAGAAAUCAAGUAUCUGAGGGAAAUCUCCGAGGCGCAGGACAAGAACGGCCAGUUACAAAACAAGGUUGAAGACCUGGAACGUAAAUGCCGUCACCAGCAAGAACAAAUUUACGAGCUGAAGGAACAGGUGACUCACCUACAGUCUGAGCUGACGCUCAAAGGCUCACAGUUUGAUGAGAGGAUUACCCAGGAGAAGCUGAGACAAAAGGAAGCCAUGCGAGAUCUGGAACAGUACAAACAGAAGGAUAUGAACCGAAUGAAACAAGAGAGUGAAGAAAUGGAGCGUAUUCUGCGAGACCGCAUAUCAAAAAUGGAGUCACAGAGACUGGACAUGGAGGAAGAGAUUAGCCGUCUGAAGGCAGCUAACAUGGCUGAUAAGUUGAAUGCUGAGGAGCAGACAUCAUCUCUCAAGCACCGACUGAAGUCGGAGGAGGAGCAACGUCACGUCCAAUUAGAGGAGAAAAUCCGAGUGCUGCAAACGAGCAAGGACGAGCUCCAGAGCCACUGCAACCAGCAGACAGCCUCGCUGACGCAGCUACAGCACAAGAACAGCAACUUACAGCUGGAGCUGGAGAACAUGAAGAGACAGAUGGACGAGAUGGCUCAGGAGGUGUCGGAGAAGAACAGCUACACCAUGUCGGAGGUGGGCAAAGUGAAAGUAGAGCUGAACAAGUCUCAGGCCAAACUGGAGCAGGAACGUUCCACGCAGGCCGAGCUCAGGGAGAAGCUGUCCACUGUGGACAGUCAGAUGUCAGAACAAUUACUGAAACACAGACAGGCCAUGGAAGAGAAAGAAAAAGAAAUUGUGACUCUGCAAGAAAAAAUGAAAGGACGUGACCUUGAACUUGUUCGAAUGAGAGAAGAAGAAUCUCAAAGAGUGCAGAUCUUACAGUCGGCCAUUUUGAAUUAUGUUGGCAGUAAUCGUGGUUCUUCCCCGCGCUGAUCUCAGCUGUACAAGAUAACGAUAGACCAGUGUGAUCUAGAGGGCUUUUCAAAUAUGAAUUUACACUUUUAAGGAACGUCCUGGAUGGGCAAACAUUCCAUUUUUGUCUUCACUAUAGCUGAAUUCCUCCUUCAGUGUUUCACAGAGAUUUUGAUUGCCUUUCUACUCAAGACUGCCAAACAAGUUAAAAUUAGUAGAUUAGCCCUCUCCUGAGCCGUGCAGUUAAAAGUUCUACCUUUUCAGUAAAGUGUUCACAAAAGUUCCCGUAACUGGAAAACUGGAAAUUUUGAAUGGCUUGUCUUGAUGAUGAAUGGAACAUUUUUCAGAAUUGACGUAUGUCUUAAGUGUACUCUUAUUUUUGGCACUUAAUAAUAUCAGUAUUAAUCUGGAUCUUGCAAUGUUCAGUGCUCGUCACAAGUGUUAAAUCGAAUAUGUUGUUUGAAGAGAGGAAAAAGAACAUGCCUUGGAUUAAACAAGAUAUUCAGUACUCAAGAGUGACAGAAUUUAAUUAUUUACAAUAUUGAUAUAUGGGAGCCUACACAAAUACCAGUGAUUAUGAAGAGAUUUGAAACUUAUCCUUCAUGAAACCAAAGGUGUCAGUAAGUGAACUAUGCCUUUAAUUGAGCUCAUAAUGUAUGAUAUGCACACAUGCAGUGGAAAGAGCAUAAUAUUGCUAAAGCUGUUAAAUUUUUUUCAUCAUUCCUUAUGGAAAUAUCAACCAAGACUCUUAAUGCGGCAAGGCAUCCAUUAGCAUUUCUUUUUUGCUCUUUUCAUCCUGCAAACAAAUAAAUCUGGAUUGUGCCUUAAGAA